This is a messenger RNA of Syngnathus acus (greater pipefish), 1862 nucleotides long. RefSeq names its product glucoside xylosyltransferase 2 (gene gxylt2). Gene Ontology annotation, biological process: protein O-linked glycosylation via N-acetylgalactosamine. The transcript has 7 exons. The record is from RefSeq and is a predicted model, not a curated record. Gene Ontology annotation, molecular function: UDP-xylosyltransferase activity. The coding region runs from base 165 to 1493 and encodes 442 amino acids. Lineage: Eukaryota; Metazoa; Chordata; Actinopteri; Syngnathiformes; Syngnathidae.
AGAGAGAGAGUCCUCUCCGCUCUCCAUCAUCGUCAUGAUGAGCAGCAUCGGAUUCCAACCGAGGAUACGCAACAAAAUGUCAACUCUGGCGACUCUCCCUCCACCGCAGACAACAUGAGCAAAGUCCUGCGUGCUCCUUCCCCCCGGAACACGUCGCUCUCGCCAUGCGGAUCCACUGCAAAGUAGUUGUGAUCGCUCUGUGUUUCGGAGUUGUCCUACUUUUCUACUUUUGGGGAGGCAAUGUCGCGGACGGUCCGCUGGAGAAAGAAGUUGCGGUGGAGGGGAGCAGGAACUCUUUUCCGUCGUCGGUCAAGCGCGAUCAUGAUGUUGGUUCAAAGUUGGUGAGGAGAUCUCCCACGGUGCCCGGGGUACGCUCAAAAGAUCUCCCUAAGGGACGAAAUAACGCUAACAAAGUGAUUAAGCGAGGGGGAAACGUCAACGCAAAGAGGAAAACGGGACGUGCGACGGCCAGGCGCCCUCGCAAAGAGGAAUUCAUGCACUUGGCCAUGGUGGCAUGUGGAAAUCGUGUCGAGGAGACCUCGACGCUCAUCAAAUCGGCUGUCCUGUUCAGCCUGAAGAAGAUCAAGGUUCAUAUUUUUGCUGAGGACCCGUUGAUCCCUCAGUUUAAAGAAAUGUUCCGCCAGUGGCCUGGAUUUAUCACCGCCAAGUUCAAGUACAACCUGUACCCAAUCACCUUCUCAGUGGGGAACGCCGACGAAUGGAAGAAGCUCUUCAAGCCGUGCGCCGCUCAGAGACUCUUUCUUCCUGUCAUCCUCAAGGACGUGGACUCGUUGCUAUACGUGGACACCGAUGUGCUGUUCCUGCGACCCAUGGAUGAUAUCUGGAGAAUGCUCAAGUCCUUCAACAGCAGUCAGCUGGCAGCAAUGGCUCCGGAGCACGAGAUCCCCAAGAUCGGCUGGUACAGCCGCUUUGCACGGCAUCCUUUCUACGGCAUCUCAGGGGUCAACUCGGGUGUCAUGCUGAUGAAUCUCACAAGAAUCCGCAGCACAUUGUUCAAGAAUGGCAUGAUCGCCACUGGCCUAUCCUGGGAGGAACUUUUGCACCCACUUUAUCAGAAAUACAAGAACCACAUCACAUGGGGAGAUCAGGACCUCCUCAACAUUAUAUUUCACUACAAUCCAGAGUGUCUAUUCAUCUUCCCUUGCCAGUGGAACUACAGGCCCGAUCACUGUAUGUACGGGAGUAACUGCAAAGGAGCUGAAGAGGACGGUGUGUCCAUCCUCCAUGGCAACCGGGGAGUCUAUCAUGAUGAGAAGCAGCCGGCGUUCAAAGUAGUUUAUGAUGGAAUACGUGAUUUCCCCUUUGACGACAACAUGUUCCAGUCACUCUUCUAUCCCAUCCAGGCCAAAUUCUUAGACACGGUCAACACGCUAUGUGGUCGAAUCCCACAAGUCUUCCUGAAGCAGAUAGAAAAGACCAUGAGGAAAGUAUUUGAGGAGAAUGUGAUUCGACAUAUCAGGCCACACGACUGACUGUCUGUGCCAUGGACUUCCUCUCAAUGUGACCGACCACGGGGCCUUGGACCACUUUGUGAAAACACUUUCCUGAACUGUGGUUAUGAACAGGAAUGUUUUUCUUGUGACCAUUUUCUUAUGUUCACUACUCAUGUCAACGUUGUGGUCGGACAACUUUUGAUUUAUAUUAUUGUGCACUACCAAAAUGGAAAGGAUGUAUUUUUUUUCCUCAUGAAUUCAUCUCAGUAAUUACACCUGAUUGUUGGGCACAAUGUUAUUUUUGUCAUUAACUUGACCAAAAAACAUUCAUGUGCUAACAGAGCUAUCCUCUAAAAGAAAGUCCACUUAUGAAAUUGGAGGGUUAUUUAGCAAAGUGUGAAUGUUGUA